AUGCCAGGCUCAAAACCUAGCAUGGCUGUGCAGGAGAAACACAGUGACACCCCUCCAUCGCAGGGUUCUACUCGUACCACCGAGAGCCAGAAGAAGAGGAAUGCAUCUGAUGGAGCAGGAGACAAUGACGGUUCCAUCAAACCAAAGAGAGCCUCCUCUUCGGUCCACAAGGCGGCCCAGAUCUGCAACGCAGUGGCCAACGGACCGAAUAUUGACGAGAGGCUGAAAGCAGCACGGGAACGAAGAGAGGAGCACCAGAAGCUGCUCGCCUCUCGGGAGCAGGGCCGAUUGGAGCGGGAGCAGCGGGCCCGGCGGUACCACGAGCAACAGCUGCAGGAGCGUAAAGACAAACUCCUGAACCAGAGGCUGAAGGAGGAGAGGAAGAGGGCCGCCGUGGAGGAGAAGCGCAAGCACAAGCUGAAGGAGGAGAAAGAGCGAUAUGAAUGUGCAGUGCGUAGGACGGUGGAGAAGAGCCAAAGGGUCCAACAGAGCCUCAGUCUGAACUCAAGAGGAAGGAAACUCACCAAGAACACGCCACGUCGCUCGCCUCUGACAUCAUGGGAGAGGAACCUGGUCAGUCGCCUGCUAACCCCCACGUGCUCUUACCUGGCCAGGAGCAAGAGUGCUGCUUGUCAGUCGGGAGAAGAAGUUUCAUUCCACUCCAUGACUCCCACCACCACCACCACCAUCACCACCAUCACCGCCCCUCACAAACCCCAGCACCACAUGCCAUCUGCCCCCCCGCGUCCCAACAGCAGCCGGCGCAGAAGCGCCGAUACGCCGCAGGUCAAAGCGGCGAGACAGCAAGGCGCCCGCGAGAAGAACUCAAACGCCAGACCCCCUGCCGUCACCACCGCCGUGAAACCAGCCAAGGUCAAACCGAGCAGAACGACCUCCCCGUCGCCCGAACGGAACCCCCGGAGGUCAACCAGCAGGCACUCGGCCCCGCUGCUGCAGCUGGAGCUCCCGUCGGUCCCCGAGGAAGACGUCGCCCUUUGUAGCUCGGCCCUCUCCCCCGGUAACUCGAGGCCCGUCGGGACGCCGGCUCGAGGUCGCCCGGAGAAAACGGGGGAUGAAAAUCCACCACCUAAAACAGGAGAGGGACACGGAAGUAAGCGAGAGGGAUGCUUGAAUAAAGUUAAUAAUGCUUCUCUUCGGGGUCCUCCCCCUACAGCUCCGCAGCCUCCUGAAGUCAUGUGCGGACCUUCAGCCGGGACGACAGACCCAGGGGAGGCGUCACGUCUCCUGGCAGAAAAAAGGAGAGAGGCCCGACUUCAACGCGAGGGAGAGGAGCGAGAGCGCCUGCGGAGAGAGGAGGCCGAAAGGCGGAGUCGCGAAGAGCUGGAGCGCAAGAGGGCCGACGAGCGAGCGCGACAGCAGGCCGAGGCUCGGCGUCUCGUCGAGGAGAAGACGAAGAGGGAGGAAGAGGAGCAGAGGAGGGCCGAGGAGGAGCGGGCCGAGGCCACGAGGGAAGCCGCCCUGCUGCAGCGACAGAGAGAGGAGGAACAAGCCAAAGAGAGGGUCAAAGCAGAGCAGCUGAAACAAGAGCGAGAAACACUCGCCCGGAAGGAGGAGGCAGCGCGCCAAGCAAGAAAAAAGAGACUUGAGGAGAUCAUGCGGAGAACCAGAAGGACAGAUUCUCCAGAUACGAAAUCUGCUCCGGCGAGCAUUUUGCCAAAUGAAGUCCAACCAAAGGAAAACACGCAGCCCGUGCACAACGGCGCCGUGGAGGUGGCCGUCAAGCCGCCGGCGGGGACGAAGACCUCGCAGCUGGAGCUGAACCACGAGGAGGACGUGGUACCCGUGGUGGCCUUCAAAGAACGCAGGUCCCUCAGGACCCUCACGGGCCUGGAGGAAAUCCAGAGCCACCAACGAGCGGGUGAGGCCGAUCACCGGAGAUUAAUCAAACACCCAGAACUUUGAUCUCCGGCUAGUGGCUCUUCAGAAGUCAGGCCCCUUAUAGACCUGGACACUUGCAGACCUGGUCCAUCUGAAUGAGCUGAAUGCUGCAAGCUCCAAGCA
This is a messenger RNA of Cyclopterus lumpus (lumpfish), 2022 nucleotides long. It is a transcript of the gene map7a, whose product is annotated as microtubule-associated protein 7a. The coding region runs from base 1 to 1923 and encodes 640 amino acids. Gene Ontology annotation, biological process: microtubule cytoskeleton organization. The transcript is spliced from 14 exons. Gene Ontology annotation, cellular component: microtubule cytoskeleton. NCBI's taxonomy places the organism in Eukaryota, Metazoa, Chordata, Actinopteri, Perciformes, Cyclopteridae. The record is from RefSeq and is a predicted model, not a curated record.